CCUUCGGCAAUGGCGUCGAUGGUGAUUUCAGUGCAAUUCCUUGAUCACUCCCUUUGACCCUCCCUUUGCCUCUAGACAAGUUCUAUAAAUCAUGUAAUUAAUAAAUAAUGAAUAAGAAGCAAUAAAAAAUAUCGACUCUUAUCGUUUUAUCACGGUGAGGGAUUCAAAAUAACGAUCUUCGGAGGGAAGGUUAUGUACGAUUUCACCUCGACGUCAACACAAAAAGGAAGUAAAUAAUAUAGUCAUCAAUCCAUUGGUGAUAAAAAUCUAAAUGAUUUUGUAUUCGUGAUAGUGUCGAGUGUUGGUUAAUUGGUGGUACGAUGAUGGGGAUAUUGUAUGAGAAAAGGCCCCUGAAGCGCCCGAGACUGGGCCCACCAGAUGUUUAUCCUCAGGAGCCCAAGCAAAAGGAGGACGAAUUGACCCUGACGAAUGUCAAACAUGGCUUUGCCACGACGACUUCGUUGUCCGAUGAAUUUGGUACGGCGAGACACUGCAAUGUCACUGCUGCCAAAGUCGGUGCUUACUUCAAUGCCAUUCUCGCUAAGAAAGAGGAACUGGCGACGAUGCCUGACACUGGCAGGAAACGACAGCAGAUGAACACGAAGGACAACUUCUGGCCUGUCACUGCCAGAACGAAAAACCAGAUCGAAACGUGGUUCAAAGAUUUAUCGGGGUGCAAACCUUUAGUGACGCUAGCCAAGAAGGCACCUAAUUUCAAUAAGAAGGAGGAGAUUUUUAUGACUUUGUGUGAAUACCAGGUGCCUAUGCUCCGAGCUGCGUGGUUCAUUAAAUUGAGCUCUGCAUAUACUGUGGCAGUCUCGGAAUCCAAGUUGAAGAAAAGACAGUUGCCAGAUCCAACUACAGAGUGGACUGGCACCCUCAUAAAAUUUCUGAAAGAUCAACUCUCGAAGAUAGCAGAGUACUACCAUUCUGGAAACCCCAUCCAUCACCCGUCAACAACACCCCCCACGCUAAACGGUUCCUGUAGCUCCUCCAGCAGUACAACCCCUACCAGUACUUCCAACCCUGCGCCCUCAUCCACAUCCAACCCAAACCCGACCAGCACCUCGAACGGCAGUACAACAGGGAACGGUACCCCCUCGAUGAACCCCUCGACCCCCAACUCCAAUCAGCAGUCAACGCCCACCCCCUCAAUGAACGACGAGCACCGACAAGCUCUGAAGCAAUGGCAUUACUGCGUACAACUGGCCAAAUACAUGUUUGAAGAGGGUCUUCUGGACCGUCAGGAGCUUCUCCAGUGGAUCCUCGAGCUUCUCGAUAAGAUGCGCUCUGCCCCCUCAGAAGAUGGCAUCCUGAAGCUGCUGCUCCCCCUGGCACUUCAAUACGUCGAGGAGUUCGUGCAGUCUGAGCUGCUGGCUCGUCGUCUUGCCUACGUCUGCUGCAGGAAGCUCGCCCACAUGCUCAGCAACAUCGACAUGAACACAUCCCCACAGAGCCCCAUGAUCCCACCGAUUAAAAUUGAAAAUGGGAAGGAUCCACUGAUCCCCCAGCCAGUGCCGAAUCCCUUGACAACUGCCUUCAACGAUUACCUGUCCUGUCCACAUCACAGAGGAGUAAUCUACUCCCUUUCAGCCAUAAUACAGGUGAUUAUUCUGGAGUGUCCAACAGCCCUUGUGUGGAACAGUGUUGGUGAGGGUAAAGCCCCAUCAGUCCUCAACGGAUCCCCCCUGGACUACCUUCCCUGUCCCCCAGCGAGUCUCCCCUGUCCACCGUCGACCGCAUCGAAUCCAACGAUGCAGCAGUUAAAGAUCGCCCAAGAGAACAUCAGACUGCGUUCCCAGGCAGCCGAGGGCAGAUGGUCCUGCGAUAAGUGGCAACAGAGUUCAGCUGGAAUGACAACGACUCGGGUGUUGGCAGCCCUGGAUGCCCUGGAUCGUCACAGUUUCGACAGAAUGGAUGCGACAAACUCCUUGGACACACUCUACUCCAAAAUAUUCACUCCACCCCCGAAGGAGACAAACAACGAGAGGGAACAAACUAAGACUGAGUACACACCCCAGCAGGACUCCGCAGUUGUUAAUAUACUGUGUGAAUGGGCAGUGUCGGCUGAGCGCUGGGGUGAGCACAGAGCAAUGGCUGUUGCCAAACUCCUGGAGAAGAGACAGGCCGAAGUAACUGGUGAGAAUAAUGAUGACAAUGACAAGGACAGUGUCUGUAGCAACGGAAGUCCCCCGACUCUACCUAUAUUUCAACCCCUUCUGAUGAAGUUCCUGGACACUGAUGCACCCAUUCAGGACAACAGCACCGCCCAGACCAAAGCACAAUUCACGAAUUUGGUGCAUCUGUUCUCGGAGCUAAUAAGGCACGAUAUAUUCUCCCAUGAUGCUUACAUGUGUACGUUGAUAUCUCGGGGAGAUUUAAUACAGGGACCAACAGCUAGCAAGCCAGGUACGCCUAGUAAUCGAGACCCCAUGGACGAGGACAGUCUUUUCCCGGGAAUUGAUCUGAAACCGACGAAAUUGGAGGUCUCUGAUCACGGGAGGAUGGAUCUGGACGAUUCGAAAAUUGACGACGACCUUGAUAAACUCCUGCAACACAUCAAGGAAGAUCAGCAGAACAGCAUGGACGCUCCGGACAGCCCCAAGGACGAUCUUGGGGGGCACUCGGCUGAAGGCCUGGAGACCAAGACUCCCACCAGCCCCAGUCGCCAUCUCCUGUAUACGACGCACUUUCCACUACCUCAAGACGAGUCCUGCAGUCAGCACGACUGCAACCAACGACACGUGCUACUGUAUGGUGUGGGGCGAGUCAGGGAUGAGGCACGUCACGGGGUCAAGAAGAUGACGAAGGAAGUGUGCAAGCUCUUUGGCAAAAAAUUCAGUAUCGACGUAGCCGAGGGAGGAAAAGUGAAGAAACAUUCUCGAAAUGAAUUCAACUUCGAGGCAAUUACCCAGAAAUUCCAGAACCUAAGUUACUUCGAUCAACACGUGGUAACCUGGCAAUGUGCUACACAAGUGAUCGAGAUGCUGAAUGUCUUCGCUCUGUCAGGAUCGUCUUACCUACCUGUACAGGAGCACGUGGCAUUCCUCUUCGACCUGAUGGAGCUCGCCCUGAACAUCUACGGACUCAUUGACGUCUGCAUUCAAAUACUGAAGGAGCUGCCUGAAGUCGAGUCUCAACUCGCUCUGAAGAACAGUCAACUAGUAAGGAGUUACACUACCAGCCUGAGCCUCUACGUUGUUGGAGUGUUGAGGAGAUACCAUUGCUGCCUGCUGCUCUCUCCAGAGCAGACAACAGCGGUGUUCGAUCUUCUGUGCAAAGUCGUCAAGCACGUAUCGAACCCCAGUGACUGUAGUUCAGCUGAGAGAUGCAUUCUCUCCCAACUGUACGACCUCUACUCCUCGUGCUCAUUACUGAAGACCAAAUCGCACGGGGUGGAGGCCUUCAGCAACGCCUAUCCGAAGAUCAGAGCUGCCUUGUACAGUGCCGUACAGUUGACCUCAUCGAAUCAUCCCUACAAUUCUCAGUUUAUGGUGGACGUGUUCAACAGCCCUCGCAGGGGCGGUAAGAUCGAGCCCCAAUGGGCGAGAUCCCUCAACGAAACCCCAGCCAACAGGUACAGUUUCGUCUGCAAUGCCAUCGUUGCUGUUUGCAGUGAAACUGAUAACGAUAAACUGAACGAAAUUGCCAUCACCUGCGCUGAGUUGACUGCUUGCUGCAACGCCCUGAGUGCCGAGUGGCUGGGGGUCUUCAAGGCCCUCUGCUGCUCUGCCAAUAGCUUUCCCUUCUACAUUGACGUGCUGAAUCAAGUUGAUGUGCAGGACUUGAGCAUUCACAAUUCACUGGCUGUGUUCAUUUCCAUUCUCAUCGCCAGACACUGCUUCAGUCUUGAGGAUUUCGUCCUCCACAUCGCUCUUCCGUCCUUGGUGAGGACCUGCAAUGAUGGGAGAGGAGAUGCGGACACAGAAUCAGAGUCCAGAGGGAGACUGACGUGCCACCUGGUGCUGAGGCUUUUCAAAACUGUCGAGUGCCCCCAGCCCUCAUUGUACUCAGUCAGCACGAGCCCUCAUCCUCUACCCAGUGGCAAUCCCAGGGGUUACAGCAUAAAACUGAGCUGUGACAGGCAUCUCCUUGCUGCGACACAUAACAACAUUCGGGUGGGGCCGGUGCUGGCGGUACUGAAGGCCAUUCUGGUUGUGGGGGAUGCUACGGCUGUUAAACAACCUCCGAAGAAGCCAGAUGUGCCUCUGACACACUCGGGGAAGGGAACUGGUCCUGCUAGUGUGGGAGGAGUUGGAGAACUGUCUAUCAGUCAUAUCCUUGGAACCAGUGAUAUCCUUGGGGGAGGAGACGACCUGGGGCUUGAUCUCGCUAUGUCGUCUUCUAGCAGCAGUGCUGGCAUUACUGAGAAUGUCAAGGGAUUGAGUGAAUUCGCUCAACACGUCCUACGACAAAUCUGCAGCCAGGAGUGGGUCCUAGAGAAGUGUCUUCAUAAUCCUGAAGAGCUGUUUCACGUGGAGAUGCUGCUAGAUAAUAUGCUAUCGGCGAAACAGGCCCAGAGGCUUCUCCAUAUGAUUUGCUAUCCGGAAACUUCCCUGGAUGCCUUUCACGAUCAGAGGACUCACAUCACAAAUAUUCUGGAGAAUCUGGAACAGUGGAGCUUGAGGAUGUCGUGGCUGGAUCUCCAGUUGAUGUACAAACAGUUCUCAUCGGGGUCUAGUGAUUUGUCGCAGUGGCUGGAUACUGUUGCCAAAGCUGCCAUCGAUGUAUUUCAGUUGAACAAUCCGACGAAUACUAAAGGGGAGAAGAGGACGGGAUCCAUUUGGUUGGUCGCCCCGUUGGUUUCGAAAUUACCAAGCGCUGUGCAGGGGAGAGUCUUGAAGGUAGCUGGUAAUUCCCUAGAAUCUGGCAAUUGGACAAAAGCAGGUCGUGAGCGUCGUUCAAAGUCCCCAUCCCUGUUCAACCACCAGCCAUUCCUGUCGCUGGUCCUGACUUGCCUCAAGGGCCAGGACGAUCAGCGUGAGGGUCUUCUGACCUCUCUCCACUCCCAACUCUCUCAAUUUCUAAACACCACAAAAGACGAGAAGAACGUUGCCUCCGAGGAUCCGAAGAGUCGCGAGGUUCUGCAGGACGCCCUGCAACUUCGUUUUAGUCUCGUCGGAGGUGUCUUUGACACGAUCCAACGUAACACGACAGUCACUAUCGAUUGGGCAAUUCUGCUUGUUCAAUUGGUGAGCUACGGUGUAAUCGACCUGAACAACAACUCCGAAUUGUUCACAACAGUGAUCGACAUGCUGGCAACACUCAUUCAUUCCACACUAGUCUCGGACUCUCAAUCGGAGAAGGACGAGAAUAAGAAGCACUAUCAGAACCUCAUGAAGAAGCUGAAGAAGGAAUUAGGAGACAGAAAUUCUCAGAGUAUUCAGUACGUUCGUCAGCUCUUACCACUGCCAAAAAUAACGAUGGAAGUGAUCACCUGUGAGCCUGUGGGAUCUCUAACCGACACUAAAGGUAACAAAAUCGCAGGUUUUGACAGUAUCGACAAAAAACAGGGGCUUCAGGUGUGCGAUCACCAGAGGAUUUCUGCAUGGGAGUUACUCGAGGGCCACAAAAACCCAGCGCCCCUCUCCUGGACGUGGUUCCGAGCAGUGAGAAUCGAGCGAAAGCCCCUGACGUAUCACAGUGCUCACAAGCUCCUCCGGUAUCACACUCACAGCCAAAUCAGAUCAGCCAAUCACUACCUGGAUCCUCCACCACUGCCCCCGGAGGAUCUGGAGCCAGAUAAGAAGGAGAAUGAACCCGGCAAGGCAGACACCCCAAUGAGCGUCGAUUCUCCCAGCAGACUGGGUCCCAUUGGUGUAAAUGCGGGUGCUGGAAAGGGUAAAGCGAUGAAGGCCCCAAGGAGACACAGAAGGAAUAAAGCAGCGACACCAACAGCUCCGGUACCACAGCAGAUACCACAGGCCCCUCCCAUGCAGCAGAUGCCGUACAAUCAGCAGGCCCAACCUCAGCCACAGCCACAAGCUGCCAAUCAAGUGCAGCCGGGAAUGUUUGCACAGGCGCCUCAACAGCAGCAGCAGCAGCAGCAGCAACAGUGGUACUCUAAUCAGCAAGGGCCAGCACCCCCUCAGCAAUACAGUUACGGCCAGCAAAUGGCCCAGACACCGGUCGCUGGACCAAGGUACGACAGGCCUGGCAUGAAUAAUCAGUCAAAGCAAGCGUUAUCCAAUAUGUUGAGGCACCGAUUGCCCAACCAAUUCAUCGGUGGACAGCAGCAACAAAAUACCCCCGUUGGUGGUCCUGGCUUCCAGGGGAUGCAGAGGCAACAACAGUUCAUUAGGCAACAGUUGAGGGCUGCCCAUGGAGCCCCUGGUAUCAAUCAGCAGGGGAUGUUUGCUCCUCAACAGCAGCAGAAUAUGUAUGGUAACAUGCAGCCGGGGAUGAAUCAAAAUUACACCGGCUAUGGGGGACAACAGAUGAUUGGACAAGGGGGACAGCAGGGCCAGGGACAGCAUCAAAAUCCGGGGCAUCAGGGACAGCCUCAUCAGAGUGCACAACAGCAGCAGAUGAUGCAGGCGCAGCAACAGCAACAACAGCAGCAGCAGCAGCAGCAGGGGAUGAUGAAUCAGCAGCAGAAUAUGAUGUUCCAGAAUCAACAGCUGAUGGGGGGACAGAGGGGACAGCAGGAGUACAUGCAGCAGCAGAGGAUGCAACAGAAUACUGGACCAAGGCCGUCUUAUUUGCAGGCACCUAACGUCACGAUGAAUGCAAUGGGACCCAUGGGGGGUGGUGUGCAAAAUCAACCGGCCCCACCGUACAGACAGGCCGGGGGCAAACCAGCGGGGGUUGGCGUCAGUGGAGGGGGCGUGGCUAUGCCACCAAAUCAACAGCAUUUCCAGCAGACAAUGAAUCAAAGACAGCAUUUGAGACAGCAAAUGCUGGCGCUGCAACAGCAGCAGGUCCAACAAGCCCAAGCUCAGCAACAACAGCAACAACAAUCUGGUAAUAAUGGGCAACCACCAACCCCACAACUGGUUGCACAUCUCCAGAGGCACCUGACACAACCACCCCAACAUCCCUAUCACAACCAACCUCCACCUUAUUGAUAAAUUUACUCAUUAUGAACAUUGUUUUAGCUGUAUAUUUAUAUAUUUAUAAUCGACGACGAGUAACUGAGAAUUUUUUUUCAUUUAUAAUUAUUGAGACCCUUUUUGUCUUGUUUUCUGAAUAUUUUAACUGGUGAUGAAGAACGGGGGAAUAAGCGAAUUGUACAAACGUUGUAAACUCAAUGGGCUAUUGUAUCAAUAAAAAUCAUGAGUUGGAAGUCUA
Molecule: messenger RNA, 7290 nt
Organism: Diachasmimorpha longicaudata
Lineage: Eukaryota; Metazoa; Arthropoda; Insecta; Hymenoptera; Braconidae
Gene: kto
Product: mediator of RNA polymerase II transcription subunit 12
Exons: 4
Coding region: 321-7067 (2248 amino acids)
Biological process (GO): regulation of transcription by RNA polymerase II
Cellular component (GO): mediator complex
Molecular function (GO): transcription coregulator activity
Source: RefSeq, a predicted model, not a curated record